GAAGAAGUAGCCAGCGGAAGUUGCAGGACGCAUGCAGCGGCAGCCAGCAAUUUUCUCCCAGGCCAGAGCUCUUUUUUAAAUGUUACCUGAAGACUCUGAAGCAGUAUGACCAGUAUCGAACAGAUGGCAGCAGUAGGACAGGUUCUGACGGACCCAGGGCUACACCUGACUCGGCGGUUCAGAGCCUUAUUCACCUUGAAGAACCUGGGAGGUGCUGAAGCUAUAGAAUGGAUCAGUAAAGCCUUCACGGAUGAGUCUGCCCUGCUGAAGCAUGAGUUGGCUUACUGCCUGGGACAGAUGCAGGACAGACUGGCCAUUCCCACUUUAACUGCAGUGCUCAAAGAUACACAGCAAGAGCCGAUGGUCAGGCAUGAAGCAGGGGAGGCUCUGGGAGCAAUCGGGGAUCCUGUCGUUCUGGACCUACUGAAAGAGUACAGUCAGGAUCCUGUCAUAGAGGUUGCAGAAACGUGUCAGCUGGCUGUUCGUCGGUUGGAGUGGCUGCAGACUAGAGAAGAGAAGCAGUUGGACGAUGGAAGUUCAGAUGAGAACCCCUACUGCUCUGUAGACCCAGCCCCUCCAGCUGUGAGGAAAAGUGUGUCAGAGCUUCGCUCAAUCCUGUUGGAUGAGAGUCUGCCACUCUUUGAACGUUACCGUGCAAUGUUUGCCCUGCGUAAUCUGGGCGACGAGAUGGCUGCGCUGGCACUGGGAGACGGCCUGCAGUGCUCAAGUGCUCUGUUCCGUCAUGAGAUUGGCUAUGUCCUGGGUCAGAUGCAGCAUCCGGCAGCGGUCCCAGCCUUGUGUGCAGCUUUGGAGCGUUCUAGUGAGAACCCUAUGGUCCGACAUGAGGCGGCAGAGGCUCUUGGGUCCAUCGGCAAAGAGGAGUGUCUGGCUGUGCUGCAGCAUUACUGUGGAGACAAAGAACGAAUUGUCAAAGAAAGCUGCGAGGUCGCUCUAGAUAUGCUGGAGUACGAAAACAGUGAGCAGUUCCAGUAUGCAGAUGGACUGGUCAGCUUACAGGGUUAAAGGUCUAUGUUGCACCUGAAGGGUGCUUUCACUCUAAUUGCUUAACACAUUUACUACACUCUGUACUAUUGUAUUCCCAUAUACAGCAAAUAAGGCUGCUGUAAAACUAUUUGAUCCUGUGAGAAGAAGAGUCCUUUGAGUUCUUUCCCCCUUCAUGUCUUCACUGCUACAAUUAGCAUUUUUGUGGAAUCUACAGCAGCUCCAUGUUCUCAUACAGCAGCUUUGGGCUGAAGGUGGAAGACCUGACAGAUUGAUGUGAUGAUUUCAAUGUUAUGGGCUUUUCCUCUAAAGUUUUUUUUUUCUUUGUUCCUUCUUAUGUCUUUUUAUUUUUUUGUCAAGGAGAUGUAUGUGAUCAUACAGUUUGAUAAAAUGGACAUGAGACAGAAAAAGAUUGACUUGUUCUAAAUGUAGACAUUGAUUAUGAUCCAGGCUGCAUUACAUUUGAUCAGGCUUGAUGUCAGUUCCUUAGACCUACAAUGAGAGUAGUACUGAAAUUCUCAAUCAACAGCAGAAUGGUCAAAGUGGCGGCCAUUUUUAUGUGUACUUUUGCCAUUGCAAUGUACUGUCAGUUAUAGUGGGCUAACUCAUUCUAUGUAUAUGGUCCAAGUACAGUUCUGAGCACCAUUUUCUGUUGAGCUUGUCAAAUGACCACAGCUAAAAGUUCAAUGUCCGUUCUACUCUCAUUCUAUUUCUAUACUCAUAGAAUUAAUACAAGCCAAGGCUUCUCUGUUUGGAUUUCAAGUAUGUUAGGAAGUACAGAUCCCUCAUUGUAGGGAAAGUUCAUGCCAAACUGAACUGCUACAGAGAUAAACAAUGUGAAAUUGGGGUAAAACUUAAAUCUAGAUUACUGCAGGACACAGGUCUUGAUUUUAAUCUUGUAUCGAAGUGUGUACUGUAUGGAAAUUAAAAUUAUGCUGUAUACAAUUAAUUUAUUGUCAAUCCUUUUAUUCUCAGUCAGUCCUAUUGCUCAAGUUCUCCGCGCAGCAAUGCACUGUAGAUUUUUACAUGAUCAUCUGCAAAUUGAUGCUUUUUCUACCUGGAGUAACAAACUAUUUUGUCACAGUUAAAGUCCCAGUGAAAGGGAAGUUGGAGCAUCUAGCUUGUGUACUGUGCCACAUUCCCAAGUGCAACUGAAUAUUUGAGCGGUGUGCAGUUACAAAAGGGAAUUAAAUCAAAUAAUUAGCUACCUACAGAGGACUGUGGGUCCAUGU
Molecule: messenger RNA, 2234 nt
Organism: Anoplopoma fimbria (sablefish)
Lineage: Eukaryota; Metazoa; Chordata; Actinopteri; Perciformes; Anoplopomatidae
Gene: dohh
Product: deoxyhypusine hydroxylase/monooxygenase
Exons: 6
Coding region: 106-1023 (305 amino acids)
Biological process (GO): peptidyl-hypusine biosynthetic process
Molecular function (GO): deoxyhypusine monooxygenase activity
Source: RefSeq, a predicted model, not a curated record